Messenger RNA from Cottoperca gobio, 3009 nucleotides. It is a transcript of the gene lipea, whose product is annotated as lipase, hormone-sensitive a. The record is from RefSeq and is a predicted model, not a curated record. NCBI's taxonomy places the organism in Eukaryota, Metazoa, Chordata, Actinopteri, Perciformes, Bovichtidae. Gene Ontology annotation, cellular component: cytosol. Gene Ontology annotation, molecular function: sterol ester esterase activity; triacylglycerol lipase activity. The coding region runs from base 124 to 2253 and encodes 709 amino acids. The transcript is spliced from 11 exons. Gene Ontology annotation, biological process: cholesterol metabolic process; triglyceride catabolic process.
GUUAAUUCUUGCUAACAGGCUCACCGGGGCACGCGCGGUGCCUCGUCACCUCACGCUCUGCUCACAUGACGUUACCCAGCAUUCUGCGGGCGCUGUGUCAGAAACAUCCAAGGAAGGAAGAGGAUGCGGCUCGCCUCAGAUAUGGAUUACAAGGUUAUGUUUGCAACCUUGCAGACAGUAUGUGAAGACAACAUUUCUAUUUUAUGUGGGCCCUCUGAUUUGCUGUACGGUGCUGUUGCCAAGCGCCUGGUCACAUGUUUGAGACAGAUUCAGGAGCACGGACGAGCCCUGGAGCCUGUGGUCGGCAGCUUCACCGCCGUCUACCACCAUUAUGACUUUGACGCACAAACGCCGGGGAAUGGCUACCGCACCCUGGUGAAGGUCUUGCUGUCUUGCCUAUUGCACAUCGUUCACAAGGGCCGUUACAUUGCCUCUAAUUACAACAGUGCCUUCUUCAGGGCAGACCACAAUGCCUCAGAGAUGGAGGCGUACUGCAGCGCUCUGUGCCAACUGCGUGCCCUGCUCCACCUCGCCCAGCGGCUGAUCAACGACAACGACUACGGCCAGCUGUACGCCCUGCAGGACGGAGACCUGAGCGGCAGGUUUGUGCAGGAGUACAGCACCAUGCACAAAGCCUGCUUCUACGGCCGCUGUCUGGGCUUUCAGUUCUCACCAACUCUACGACCGUUCCUCCAGACCGUUGUCAUUAGCAUGGUUUCAUAUGGAGAGACGUUUGGUAAACAGCAGUCUGGUUUAGGUUUGGCAGCCCUUUCCCUUCUGACCUCAGGGAAGUACGUCAUGGACCCGGAGCUGCGGGGCGCAGAGUUUGAACGCAUUACCCAGAACCUGAACAUGCAGUUCUGGAAGUCCUUCUGGAACCUCACAGAGUCCGGCCUUUUAACAGGCUUCAGCAGAAUAGCUUCAAGCCCCGUGCAGGUGAACUUCACCUUGACUGUGCCUCCUGUUACUCUACGCCUCCCGCUGGCCUCAGACCCCCGUCUAACAGCCACUGUGUCACCUCCAAUAGCCCACUGGGGCCCAGGCCCAGUCCACAUGCGGCUAAUCUCCUAUGAGCUUCGACAAGGACAGGAGAGUGAAGAGCUCCUAACUUAUUCUCGAGACGAUCCUCCCCCCAUCACCGCGUCUAAACUCCCCUGGGUGCAGAAGCAGCCUCGCUCCCCCUGGCUGCUCAUCCACUUCCAUGGAGGGGGCUUUGUGGCCCAGACUUCCAGAUCCCAUGAGAAUUAUCUUCGGAAUUGGUCGAAGAUUCUGAGCGUACCUAUUCUCUCCGUGGACUACUCUCUGUCACCCGAAGCGCCCUUUCCCAGAGCUCUGGAGGAGUGUUUCUACGCCUACUGCUGGGCUCUGAACAACUGUCAUCUGCUGGGCUCCACAGCGGAGCGGGUUUGUCUAGCUGGUGACAGCGCUGGAGGAAACCUCUGCAUCACCGUGUCCAUGAAGGCCAUAUCCAGCGGAAUCCGAGUCCCUGACGGCAUCAUGGCUGCCUACCCGGCCACCUUGCUCACCACUGACGCCUCGCCCUCCCGUCUGCUCACUCUCAUCGACCCGCUGUUGCCUCUAGGUGUUCUCACAAAGUGUAUUAAUGCCUAUGCAGGUGCAGACUCUCAGACUGUGCAGCCUGCAGUGGAAAGCAGCAGUCUGAGCGCUCUGGGCAGAGACACCGCUGUGCUGCUCAGUGAUCUCACACAGGGAGCCUCCAACUGGAUCCAUUCCUUUCUAGACCCCAUGAGAACUUCAGGUGGAGUACGCUCACUUUCAUCUACGCAGAGGAGGACAUCCACUCACGCCUCCACACCAAACUGUGGAAGUAACAUGGAUUACCCAGAGGGCUUUGUGCCCCUACGCUCUGAGUGCCUGGCUUCUGUUCACCCAACUUCCUGCCCCAUUAUCAGGAACCCGUUUGUGUCGCCCCUGUUGGCUCCUAUCGAGCUGCUGAGAGGCCUGCCACCUGUACACAUAGUGGCCUCUGCUCUGGAUGCCUUGCUGGAUGACUCUGUGAUGUUUGCCAAGAAGCUGCGAGACAUGGGCCAGCCUGUGAGUCUGACGGUGGUGGAAGACUUGCCUCAUGGCUUCCUUAGCCUGUCACAGCUCUCCAAGGAGACGGAGUCGGCUGUAGAAAUGUGUGUGGAGCAAAUGAGGACGAUUUUUCAGCAAGAAAACCCGACACCUGCCCUUCGCAGACGGCCAAAGCUGGAAGAGACUUAUCGGAGUAGCAAUCCAUCAUCAGGCUGAUUUAUCAUUGAUGGGACUUUGUUGUUCUUGGAUGAAAAAGAGAUCUGGUGGUGAGAGAGAUGCAAUACAUUUAAGAGAAGCUAAGGAAGCUUAGGGACGCUUCACUUGAAACCUCUUCUGCACAACAUGUUCUGUAGGCAACAACGAUCGAGGAAAACUUUCUAUAACCAGCUAUAAUAUGAUCCUAAAUGAUGGCAAAUUAGGAAAUAUUGAAGUAUUUUUCUACUCAACAUUUACAUGUUCAAGAUUCAGAUCGAACAUACAUUGAGAAUAUUACAGAUAUAUCACCAUAACCAGCCCUGGCAGUCACUUUUUUAACUGAUAAAUGUCAGUAAUGGCAGCUGUUGUGCCUUGAAUUUAAAGUGCUGCUAAAGUGUAUGAGCUUCGCCUACAUUACUGCACAAACUGACCAGGAUUCAAAGUUUGCACAGGAAAAACAUUCCAGAUGCAUAUUAUUAUUAUUAUUAUUAUUAUUAUUAUUAUUAUUAUUAUUAUCAUAUUUGGAUGAAAUGUAUAAUCUGGUUUUGCCAGUUUGUCACGUGUUUACAAUAUAUUGAUAAGGAGCCCUUUAACUUGUGUUUAACUGCAGUAUGUGGAUGUGGAUUAUGAAAGUAACUUGUUAUACUGUAAAUUAAUUCUUAAUAUUUCUUCAUAGAAAUAUUUAACACUCAUUAUAUUUAAAAUGUGAAUUAAAUCAAAACAGCAAGGACUGCUUGUGCUUAUUUUAAGCUGUUCUGGCAGCCACCUGAUGAACCU